AUGGCUGCUGCGGCCCUGGAUAACGCCAACCCGACGAUUCUAAGCGCUUCUCAGCUCCCAACUCGGCAGAAACGGUCGGCUCCGCGCAAUGGGCCCGACUGUAGAUACUCGGACCUGAUUUUUGCGAAGCCGUCGUACAUGUCUCGGCCCUUCUUGCAAGACGACGACAUCCGGUAUCAGGAUGACACAGCGGCGGCAGUGGCCUGGUCCCGCUUCGGUGCCGGCUCAGGAGCUUCUGCUGAGGACGAUUUAUCGGCCGAGCCCAUCGACGAGCAAGAGAUCUACGACCUUAUUUCGAGCAUAACGGAUCCGGAACACCCCGUAUCAUUGGGUCAACUGUCCGUCGUCAACCUCCCUGACAUUCACAUUACUCCCUCUCCGGCCCUCGGAGUGCCAAGUCCGAACACAAUUGUCCAAGUCACGGUUGAGCUUACUCCCACCGUCACCCACUGCUCUCUCGCUACUGUGCUUGGGCUUGGCGUAAGGGUCCGGCUGGAGCAAGUGUUGCCUCCGAAUUACCGCGUGGAAGUCAUCUGCAAGGAAAACAGCCACAGCCAAGAUGACCAAGUGAACAAACAGCUUAGCGACAAGGAGCGUGUCGCGGCGGCUCUGGAAAAUGACUCUCUGAGGAGCGUCCUAGACAAGAUGCUAGAGUCUUGCUUGGAGAAUUGA
This is a messenger RNA of Trichoderma breve, 672 nucleotides long. Its product is annotated as iron-sulfur cluster assembly protein domain-containing protein. The record is from RefSeq and is a predicted model, not a curated record. The transcript has 2 exons. The coding region runs from base 1 to 672 and encodes 223 amino acids. Gene Ontology annotation, biological process: iron-sulfur cluster assembly. Lineage: Eukaryota; Fungi; Ascomycota; Sordariomycetes; Hypocreales; Hypocreaceae.